Molecule: messenger RNA, 696 nt
Organism: Fusarium redolens
Lineage: Eukaryota; Fungi; Ascomycota; Sordariomycetes; Hypocreales; Nectriaceae
Product: armadillo-type protein
Exons: 2
Coding region: 1-696 (231 amino acids)
Biological process (GO): regulation of translational initiation
Cellular component (GO): cytoplasm; eukaryotic translation initiation factor 3 complex
Molecular function (GO): ribosome binding; translation initiation factor activity
Source: RefSeq, a predicted model, not a curated record
AUGAACGGAGAAGAUCCGCCUGAGAGGCCCAACGAGAUCUCGUCCAUCAUCAACGGACUCGAACGAUACAACCCCGAGGCUGUCGGCGCUCUUGAGACCUAUCUCCAAGACCAAUGCGAGCAGAAAUUCACUGACUGCAAUGCCAACCGAACACUGCUGAAACUAUACCAGCUCAACCCCGACCGUAUCAAGGAUGAGGUGAUCACCAACGUCUUGGUCAAGACAAUGACCCAGUUCCCCUCCGCACAGUUCUCUCUCGCUCUCCACCUUAUCAACCCCUCCGCUGCUGUCACUGGCGACCUCGGCGAAGCUAUCACCAAGCUCCGAUCCCUCAACGGUCAACUCGAGGGUGCUCAGUACUCCCGUUUCUGGGCCGAUCUCGACGAUGAUAUGGUUGCCGAUUUGAUUGCCGACAUUCCUGAUUUUGAGGAAGUCGUUCGACACCGCAUCGCCCUUCUCGUCUCACAGGCCUUCCGUGAGCUUCAGAUCACCCAUCUCGAGUCAUGGCUCGGUCUCAAUGAGGACGCCACCAAGAAGUUCGUUACCGAGGUCUGCGGUUGGACUGUCGAGAGCGACGGCAACGUCAAGGUUCCCUCAAACCCCGACAAUGAGGCCAAGAAGGCUGAGAUCCGUGAGGACGUCAACGUCGAGCAGUUCUCCAGGGUAAUCCGACGGUCGUGGGAGGACACUGUUUGA